CUCUCAGGUAUGAGGAGGAGGAGACGCAGCUGUGGCGGCGGCCAUGUUGUUUGUGUGAUCAGCAGCAAUAGCAGCGACAGUGUAUUCCCCCCGACACUUCUACCCCGCCGUGAGCGGUUCCCGCACACCGUCCCUCUCGUGUUUUCGCCGGCCCUGCAACGCAGCACAGCGGCACGAUGAGCAGCGGAACCCCGUACCUGGGCUCCAAAAUCAGCCUCAUAUCCAAGGCCGCGAUACGCUACGAAGGGAUUUUGUACACAAUUGAUACUGAAAACUCCACUGUGGCUCUGGCUAAAGUCCGUUCCUUUGGUACCGAGGACCGACCCACUGACAGACCCAUCCCCCCUCGUGAUGACACCUUUGAGUACAUCAUCUUCCGAGGAAGUGACAUCAAAGACUUGACUGUGUGUGAGCCUCCAAAACAAACCAGUGCAUUUCCUCAGGAUCCAGCCAUAGUCCAGUCAUCCAUCAGCACCAGUUCAUCAUCUUCUGCUCCGACACAGUUCCAGUCUUCUUCCGCCUAUGGUCUUUUCAACCGGGCCCCAGUUCCUGCCUACAACCAGUUCAGUUCCAGUCCCCUGGUGUCGCCUCAGUUUGGACCUGUUGGAGUCGGUCGCAGCAGUCCAGCUUUGGACCCCCUCAGAAAAAGUCCAACCCAGGAGCCGGUGGUCCAGGUAACUCCAUCAACUCCGCCUACUGCCUCCUCCGCAGCUCCUAGCUCCAAGCCCACCACAGGCCCUGCCCUUGCCCCUGCCCCUGGUCUAGGAUGUUCCCGAAGUCCUGCCCACAAUCACACAGCCUUAACCGGCGGUGGACAGGGCAGAGAGAAAGUCCAGAUCCAGGAUGGCCUGGAUUCAAAAAGGGCAUCCAACGUGGGGCCAGCCAAUCGACGUGGUCGAGGGGGCGGGCACCGCGGCAGAGGGCGAUUUAAUGUCCGCAGAGAUGGGCCGAUGAAGUUUGAGAAAGACUUUGACUUUGAGAGCGCCAACGCUCAGUUCAACAAGGAAGAGAUUGACCGCGAGUUCCAAAACAAGCUGAAGCUGAAAGAUGAGAAGGUGAUGAACGGAGAAGAAAAGGGUGAGUCCGGGGUGGAGACGCAGAACAGUGAAGGAAAUGCCCAUGAUGGGUCUGACCCACUCGGCCCAAACUGCUACUACGACAAGUCCAAGUCCUUUUUUGACAACAUUUCCUGUGAUGACAGCAGGAAAGCAAAUGAGAAAAGCAGAGGCACGGCUUUCCCUCAGGAGCGGAGACAGACUUGGGCCGAGGAGCGCAGGAUGAAUGCAGAAACUUUUGGAAUUCCUUUACGUCAUGGCAGAGGGCGCGGCGGUUACCGUGGACGCGGCGGAGGUGGUGGUUACCGCAGCAGCCGGGGCCGGAUGUCCAGUCGAGGGUUCUACGGAACGCUGCAGGGGGGAGGCGGCGGGUUCAGGGGCGGGUACAGAGGAAACCAGGCGGGGCGGGAGUUUGCUGAUUUGUCAGCGUACAGGAAGGACAAUAAAGUGUCGGUGUAGUCCGAGGGAGACGCUUCUGUGACGGCACACCUUGAAGAUUGUUGUAAAUUUGUCACCAGCACUGAACACGACUCAACAGAACAAACACCUGCAAUGACGUAACCUUUCCUCUCCUGUUGGUUUGUCCGCAGUACUUCCUGUGACACCUGCCGACCGAGCUUUACCAAGGGGGUGGGGCCACUCUCGGCUUUCUAACCUAAGACAAACGCUGUAGUUUCCAGCGGUUCUCGAAGUCUAAAUGAUAAAUGAUUGACAGCUCUGUCUCACCGUAACUGACGCCAAUGCGUCUUGAGUCUCAGGUGGAAAAAGUCACGUUCACGUGUUUGUUCCCUUUUGCAGCUGUUAGCUCAGUACCAGAAAAUUGCACACUUCUGACAAAAGGGUCGGUGAUGCACGCAGAAGAACAACCUGUAAUUAGAACCGUGAACCAAAGAUUUAUUUUUGUCACAGAUGAAUUGAUAAACUUCCUACCAACCUUUUCUUCCACUGCAAUUUUGCCUGUGUUUUAAAUGCCGUAAAUAUAUGAAAUCAAAUACUUUAUUUAAUGUUUUAAAAAAUGCAGAAAAAAAGUGACGUAAAACUCCGGAACUUCACCGCCACAAAAAUGUCAUUUUAUCCACACUACAAUUUUGUUUUUGCUCAGUUUCUGUGACGGGAUAUGAUUCGUUAAAAGACUAGUCAUUUAAUGCUGUUUUGGUUAAGCUUCUUACUGCCCCCCUGUGGUCGACAAAGAAAAUGUUUGGUUUGCAGUUCUUGCUCUUAAAAUUGAAAAAUAUAGUGAUUCCAAAUUGUGUUCUUCCGAAAGGCUCUAUCGCUAAUGCUAACAUCCAACGUCAGAGUCGCAGAAACAACAAACUUGGAUGAAGGAUGGAAUAAUGUAGGAUUUCGUUACAAUAAUGUUGCAUAUUCUUCAUUUUGGUAAAAAAAAUAAUCUUGAAACGAUAUAAUCGGUGUAAUUCUACAAAGCUGGCCAAAACAGAGAUCAGAGUACCAACAGGUGUCGCUGCGGGAAAUGUUAAUGACAUCUGUAAUCACAACAAAUGUGUUCCUUAUAUAUGCAAACGAAGUUGUGAAAACGCCACUCAAUACGAAAAGUUGGAGCGCGGAUUAAAGACUCCGCUUCUUUUUACAAAUCUACAUUCAUUCUUUUUGAAACUAAGUUAUAUCAGAAACUCACAGCAGAAACGCCUGUGUGGUGCAAUUGUGAGGGGGAAGUUCCAACAACUAUCGUUGUGGGUCUCAAACUCUGGCCCGUGGGCAGCGUCUUCUCAACUACGAUUGUUUUAUCAUUAGGAGCAAAAACAUUCAAUGGACACGAAAAAAAAAAAUCAAUAAAAAGCUAUGUUUGA
Molecule: messenger RNA, 2863 nt
Organism: Cynoglossus semilaevis (tongue sole)
Lineage: Eukaryota; Metazoa; Chordata; Actinopteri; Pleuronectiformes; Cynoglossidae
Gene: lsm14aa
Product: LSM14A mRNA processing body assembly factor a
Exons: 9
Coding region: 177-1514 (445 amino acids)
Biological process (GO): cytoplasmic stress granule assembly; P-body assembly
Cellular component (GO): P-body
Molecular function (GO): mRNA binding
Source: RefSeq, a predicted model, not a curated record